Molecule: messenger RNA, 2089 nt
Organism: Chelmon rostratus (copperband butterflyfish)
Lineage: Eukaryota; Metazoa; Chordata; Actinopteri; Chaetodontiformes; Chaetodontidae
Gene: cxxc1b
Product: CXXC finger protein 1b
Exons: 14
Coding region: 110-1822 (570 amino acids)
Biological process (GO): positive regulation of DNA-templated transcription
Cellular component (GO): Set1C/COMPASS complex
Molecular function (GO): zinc ion binding; DNA binding
Source: RefSeq, a predicted model, not a curated record
AAUAACUCGAGCUAGCUGCCGAGCUAACAGACACAGUGUUUCCCGCUGUAAGAUAUCUGUUGCCUUUCUACUAUAUUUGCGCGAACAAAGACUGCACAUACCACACAUAAUGGACAGCGAAAUGUCUGACAUUGACCCUGCACCAGGCCCAGAGACCAGCAGUAUGGAGGGAGAAAACGCACCGCUGUACUGUAUCUGCCGGAAACCAGACAUCAACUGCUUCAUGAUUGGCUGUGACAACUGUAAUGAGUGGUUCCACGGGCACUGCAUUAACAUCACAGAGAAGACGGCGAAGGCAAUCCGAGAAUGGUACUGCAUGAGAUGCAGAGAUAUAAACCCCUCACUGGAAAUAAAGUAUAGAUCAAAGAAAAACCGAGAGAAGGAAUCUGAACCUGACAGAGCUGAAAGACAGUACAGCACUCCGAGUACACCAGACUAUAAGAGUGAAAGGCGGCGUGGAUCUAAAGUAAAGCGUUCAGUCCGAAUGUGUGGGGAAUGUGAGCCCUGCAGAAGGACUGAGGACUGUGCUCAGUGUGACUUCUGCAAAGACAUGAAGAAGUUUGGAGGCCCCAACAAAAUCAGACAGAAGUGCAGGUUUAGGCAAUGUGAGGUUCGAGCCAGGAAAAUGCUACGUGUGAAGGAUGAGGAACUCUCUUUGCAAGAAAGGAGGGACAAUUCUUACCACAGACGGAGACGGUAUUCUGAUGACUACGACAGCGAAGCGGAUCUCUACCAGCAGUACAAAGCAGCAGGACUUGACAGCAACAUGGCCUGGGCAAGUGAUGACGAUGAUGAGCCCAUUUUCAGUCCCGUCAUGCGCAAGAAGGCUGUGAAGGUGAAGCAUGUCAAGAGACGAGAAAAGAAGUUUGACAAGAAAAAGGAGUCACGGCGCCACAAACAGAAGCAGAAACACAAAGACAGAACCAGAUACAGUGAGAAGGGUGAACUCCGGGAUAACACAGGGCAGCGUCAGUGUCUGGGGCCAAGCUGUGUGCAGGCAGCGAGACCAAACUCCAAAUACUGUUCUGAGGACUGUGGCAUGAAGUUAGCUGCCAACCGGAUAUAUGAGAUCCUCCCUCAGCGUAUCCAGCAGUGGCAGCAGAGUCCCUGCAUUGCUGAGGAGCACGGUAAGAAGCACCUGGAGCGCAUUCGCCGGGAACAGCAGAACGCUCGGCUGCGCCUCACAGAGAUGGAGCGACGUUUCCACGAACUGGAAGGCAUCAUCGCCAAGGCCAAGCAGCAGGCGGUUCAGCAGGAUGAGGAGGUGAAUGAAGGUGAUAGCGAGGACACAGACCUGCAGAUUUUCUGCGUGUCUUGUAGUCAUCCCAUCAAUCCAAAAGUGGCACUGAGACAUAUGGAGAGAUGUUACGCAAAGUAUGAGAGUCAGACCUCCUUUGGUUCCAUGUACCCUACGAGAAUAGAAGGAGCAACCAGACUCUUCUGUGACGUGUACAAUCCCCAAAGCAAAACAUAUUGUAAGAGGCUUCAAGUUUUGUGUCCAGAACAUUCCAGAGAUCCUAAGGUCCCCGUGGAUGAGGUGUGUGGGUGUCCUCUGGUGAAGAACGUGUUUGAGCUGACAGGAGAAUACUGCAGGGUCUCCAAAAGGAAAUGCAACAAACACUACAACUGGGAAAAGCUAAGGAGAGCAGAGGUGGACUUGGAGAGAGUCAGAGUGUGGUACAAGUUGGACGAGCUCUUUGAACAGGAGCGUAAUGUUAGGACUGCUAUGACAAACAGAGCUGGUCUGCUCGCGCUGAUGUUGCACCAAACUAUUCAGCACGACCCCUUGACAACCGAUCUCCGAAGUAACAAGGAUAGGUAGUCGACCUAGUCUGCAUCAAUUUAUGGAUCUAUGGAUCACUGUACGAAACAGGAGAUUUGAGUGUUAAGGAUUUAAAUUUAUAGAACGACAACUACCAUUUGGAGAGAAACUGAUUUUCUAAAUAGAUAAUUAUUUUAAAAUCUUUGUAUGAUUAUUAACUUUAAGAUGUAAAUGGGUAUAUAUUUUUCCUGACUGGUAGAUGAAGUACGGCUUAUUGAAAACUGCUGUUUUUUUGUAUGAUUGCCCUGAAUAAACCAUCUGCUCCAG